Syngnathus acus (greater pipefish) is the source of this 2724-nucleotide messenger RNA. Its product is annotated as guanine nucleotide-binding protein subunit alpha-11-like. Gene Ontology annotation, cellular component: heterotrimeric G-protein complex. Gene Ontology annotation, molecular function: G protein-coupled receptor binding; GTPase activity; guanyl nucleotide binding. The record is from RefSeq and is a predicted model, not a curated record. Bases 328 to 1437 code for a protein of 369 amino acids. The transcript is spliced from 8 exons. NCBI's taxonomy places the organism in Eukaryota, Metazoa, Chordata, Actinopteri, Syngnathiformes, Syngnathidae. Gene Ontology annotation, biological process: adenylate cyclase-modulating G protein-coupled receptor signaling pathway; phospholipase C-activating dopamine receptor signaling pathway; action potential.
CCACACACACAUCGCGCGUCUUCCGGCACCUCUGCGGUCGCUUAGCCGCGCUCCUGUCGCUAUCGAGCCGCGCCGUCGCCUCGAGCGCAUUCCAGUCGCGGCGCAGAGCGUGGACGCGGAACAUUCCUGCCGAGGAGAGGUGCGAGGUGGACUCACCCGAGCAGCAGGUCCGUUUGUGACAAAAUAAAUGCCACCAUUCGGCCGCUCGAGUCGCACUUCGUCCGCAGGUGCACCGCACCCGGCAUCUACGCAAACAUGGACCGCGUAAAGGAGGCAUUGGAACGGGGACAGUGACAGCCUGCGCUCUCUUGAAGGCGUGUUCGGGCCAUGGCGGGCUGCUGGGAUCAUUACCGGCGCAUCUGCAUGUGUUUCCUCUCGGAAGAGGAGAAGACUUCCCUCGCCGUGGACAACGAGAUCAAGAAGCAACUCAAGAGGCAGAAGCGGCAGGAGCGGCGAGAGGUGAAAGUCCUUCUGUUGGGAACCGGCGAGAGUGGCAAAACUACCUUCAUCCGCCAGAUGAGGAUCAUCCACGGACGGGGCUUCUCAGAGGAGGAAAGGAAAGGAUUUGCUGAAUGCAUCUUCCAGAACAUCUUCACGGCCAUCAAGGCCAUGACAGGAGCCAUGACCAUGCUUAAAAUUCCCUACUCCAACGCAGAAAACGAGUUCUAUGCCAGUAAGAUCAAGAAUGUGAAUCCGGUGCAGAUCACCAAGAUGGAUAGAGAUUACGUGGAUGCUAUCCGCCGCCUCUGGGCCGACUCUGGCAUGCGGGUCUGCUACAGUCGACGCUGCGAGUACCAGCUACUGGACUCCACAGAAUACUACAUGAGCCAACUCGACCGCAUCGCAGAGCCGGACUACGUCCCCACGGAACAGGACGUGCUGAGGGUUCGAUUCCCCACCACGGGCAUCCACGACUAUGCCUUUACCAUCAACAAGAUUACACUCAGGAUCGUGGACGUAGGUGGUCAGAAGUCAGAGCGCCGGAAAUGGAUCCACUGCUUUGAGAACGUCACCUCGCUCAUCUUCCUGGCCUCCCUAAGCGAGUACGACCAAGUCCUGGAGGAGAGUGACACUACUAACCGCAUGGAGGAGAGCCUGGCUUUAUUCUACACCACCAUCCAUUCACCGUGGUUCCAUACCACCUCCAUCAUACUCUUCCUCAACAAAACUGACCUCCUGGCUGACAAAAUACUAACCUCUGACCUGAAGAAAUACUUCCCUGGCUUCGCAGGUAAGACACAGGAUGCGGAAGAGGCCAAAAAAUACAUCCAGAAGCUGUACCAGCAGCAGACCAGGAACCCGAACAGCAGGGGGGAAGGGAAAAACUUCUACCUGCACUACACUUGUGCCACAGACACGGACAACAUUCGCAAGGUGUUCAGCGACAUUAAGGACACGGUGCUGCUAAAAUCUCUGCGGGAGUUUGGCAUCUUCUGAACUUUUAACAGACUUAUUGUACGACUAUUUUUAGAAGGACGGUGAAAAUGAAGGCCAGCUUUUUAUUGCACACGUGAAGGAGCCCGACACAUCUAUUUUCUGGAUUAGCUGGAUGAAGCCGAUCCCAGCCAAUCAGAGUGCACAUAAUGUACAGCCGAACAACCAUUUGAAUCAUUUGUGUGUGUUGUGGUCAGGAUUGGUUCACUUGGCUUUCUUUGGAUAUUUUACUCAGGUUGCCCAAAUUGUUAUUUUUGUACACAAUCCUAGCAUAGUCAAUUGAGAACUGCAUUGCGCAAUCUUUUGUAUGUAGUGCACAUUGACAUACCAUUUUUAAGUACUCUAACCGCCGUGAAGUUCACGUCCAGGUAUCAGCGCUUUUUGGUGUCAAAAUCAUCAGCAGAAAAUGCUCAUUUGUGGCGCCAACACAAUUUGCAACAUCGGAAAUUAUGGAAAUACGAUGAGUUAUAUCUCCAUUAAAGGACAUUUUUUAUAAUACUACCUUAACUUGAAAGCAACAGUUUGGAGGGAAAUGAAAAAAAACAUACAAUUGUUUACAAUUACAUAGAACAGGGCAUACGUAGCUAACAAUAGACAAUAACCACUGUUAAAACAACUCUUCGCUAACUAAAGUGACGACAGUGGUGAUGAUGAAUCAGGGUGAGUAAUUUAAAAAAAUAUAUAUAUAUCAAAGUGUGUGCUUUUAAAUUAACUGUGUACUAUUUAUGAUGUUUAAGAAGGGAAACAAAUUCCUUACUAGCUACACAAAUGUGUCUAUAUUGUUUAUUACAUUUAUGUUUUUUGUUAGUCUUUUUACUCUCCUCAUUACUGCUUUUUGUUUUUUAGGUGUUAAAUUUUUUUUUGUCUUUUGUCAGGCACAUUGUUCACCACAUGCACAUCAACUGGGAUGAUGCAUCAGGAGUUUUUUGUGGGCAGAUGUUUGUGAAAGGAAGGGGGGGGCUCCAAUAUUAAAAACAAAAUCAAACAUUUGAAGUUAAUUUUUUUCCUCUUAUUUGCAGAGAUUUAUAGGAAUAAAGUCAGAAAUAAUUAAAAAAUAAUCUGCACAAUGGUGACCUUAUUCAAACUUUUACUAGUUCAACUUGUCCUCAAAUGUAGGUCAGUUAGCUUAAUGCUAAUAUAUAAUGGGAAAUGUCAUAGACGAGCUAAAAUAAAUAACAAUAUUAUAGAGUGCUAUUUUUCCUCAUUAAAAAACACAGCAACAAUUUUUCUUGUUGGUUCGCCAGCUAACGCCACAGCAUGAUAAUAAAACCGGCACAUUUUAAAUUUUAA